AUGAAGACGAAAAAAGGCAGUCAAAUGAAUAACAAUAGAUGUUAUUGCUGCGAAGCACGUCUCACUGGUCAACGCAUACAAUUUGCGAUACGCAGUUUACCUUUUCGAAACACUCAAAGUCAUAAUAAACCAUGUCUCACCUGUCGGAACUUAUUGUCUAAACAAAUCGAACAAAUCCGCCGUAGUAAGACAAAAUCCAAUUGA
This is a messenger RNA of Adineta ricciae, 204 nucleotides long. The record is from the annotation of a GenBank genome assembly. Lineage: Eukaryota; Metazoa; Rotifera; Eurotatoria; Adinetida; Adinetidae.